CGACCACUCAAUGCAUUUCUUUUAUUCCGACGUGAUCAUCACAAAGAAAUCAGUGCACUUAAUCCGACUGUCACAUUCGGUGAACUAUCAAAACUGAUUGGACGUGCUUGGAGAUCACAAAACGAUACUACUCGAACUCGGUAUCAUGAACUAGCAGUUGAAGUUCAAAAGCAACACCAAAACCUGUAUCCUGGAUUUAAAUUUAUUCGUCGA
This is a messenger RNA of Batrachochytrium dendrobatidis JAM81, 213 nucleotides long. RefSeq lists its product as uncharacterized. The record is from RefSeq and is a predicted model, not a curated record. The transcript has a single exon. Gene Ontology annotation, biological process: cell differentiation; regulation of DNA-templated transcription; anatomical structure morphogenesis. The annotation marks the transcript as partial. NCBI's taxonomy places the organism in Eukaryota, Fungi, Chytridiomycota, Chytridiomycetes, Rhizophydiales. Gene Ontology annotation, molecular function: RNA polymerase II cis-regulatory region sequence-specific DNA binding; DNA-binding transcription factor activity, RNA polymerase II-specific.